GAAAUCGAAAAAGCUUACCAAAUGAUCAGACAGGAACAGUCUAAUUUAAAUCCUGACCUUGGAGAACUCAUCCCAGUUCCUCUAUACCCCACAAAACAAGACCUAAUUCCCAAGCCAAAUCAAGACAAACAGAAAUGCUGCAAAAAAUAUAGAAGAAAAGUGCUGCUCACCACAAGCUUUGGAGAAUCUUUGAUUUGGAUUAAAAAUGUAACUUUUGUCAUUGAUGUCGGGAUUGAAAGAAGAAAGGUGUACAAUCCUAGAAUCAGAGCAGACUCUGUUAUAACGCAGCCUAUCAGCAAAAGUCAAGCAGAGAUGCGUAAACAAAUUCUGGGCAUGUCUUCAUCAGGAAAACUUUUCUGCUUGUAUCCUGAAGAAUUUACUUACAAAGAAAUGAAACCACAUGUACCAGCCAAAAUACAGGAAUCCAACCUAACUAGCAUGGUUCUCUUCCUGAAGAGGAUGGAUAUAGCAGGCUUAGGACACUAUGACUUCAUAAGCAGGCCAGCUCCUGAAAGCCUGAUGCAGGCUUUGGAAGAUCUUGAUUAUCUAGCAGCCCUGGAUAAUGAUGGAAACCUUUCUGAAUUUGGAAUUAUUAUGUCAGAAUUUCCCCUGGAUCCACAACUGUCAAAGUCAAUUCUGGCUUCGUGUGAAUUUGAGUGUGUUGAUGAAAUGCUCACCAUUGCGGCCAUGGUAACAGCUCCUAAUUGCUUCUUACACGCACCUCCUGGCACAGAAGAGAUUGCUCUCACUUGCUGGCGAAAAUUCUCACACCCUGCAGGAGAUCACUUUACCCUUAUCAAUGUCUUCAACGCCUUCAAGGAAGCCAGUGCAAACUCUGCAAGCCAAUACUACAGUAAUGAGAAAUGGUGUCGUGAUUAUUUUCUAAGCUGUUCUGCACUGAGGAUGGCAGAAAUUAUCAGAGCGGAACUAGUAGAGAUUAUGAAGCGUAUUGAACUUCCUAUUUCAGAACCGGACUUUGGAUCAAAAGAAAAUAUACUAAGCAUUAAGAAAUCUCUCUUAUCUGGUUACUUUAUGCACAUUGCUCGUGAUGUAGAUGGCUCAGGUAACUACUUAAUGUUAACACACAGACAAGUGGCCCAGCUUCAUCCUUUCUCAUCAUAUUAUAACACCAGAAAGAUUCCUGAGUGGGUUUUAUUCCACGAGUUUAGUAUAUCAGAAGACAAUUCCAUCAGAGUCGUCUCCGAGAUAUCACCCGACCUAUUCGUGGAGCUGGUACCUCAGUAUUAUUUUAGCAAUCUUCCUCCUAGUGAAAGUAAGGAUAUUCUGCAGGAAGUGAUCAAUCACUUGUCACCUGCUUCAACUAUGAAGGAAGAACAG
Balearica regulorum gibbericeps (East African grey crowned-crane) is the source of this 1338-nucleotide messenger RNA. NCBI's taxonomy places the organism in Eukaryota, Metazoa, Chordata, Aves, Gruiformes, Gruidae. The record is from RefSeq and is a predicted model, not a curated record.